CAUUUAUUUGCUAAAUAAGAGAAUGAAGAAAUAGUCCCAAUAAGUUAAAUUUGCACUUGAAAAUUGCGACACAAAAGGAAGACAAGAAAAUAUAAUUUAAACGUAGUAGAAAUAAAUCAAAGUCACGCGAUAACAGCACGACGCGCUACGUCUUACUAAACUAAACCAAACCCAUUUAAGGUAAAAAAUAUUGUGGUUAAGUGAAGACAAUAUUCUCCCCUGAUUGUGGUUAAAGAAUUGCAACAAAAGAAAAUUCAAAAGUCGGUGACACGAAACAAAAAAAAACUUCUAACAGAAACUAAAUAUGGGCCGUGUUUUUCUCGAGCAUAUUGGCGGCUCGAAACUGUUCAAUUGUGCGCAGUGCCAAACAAAUCUUACCAAUCGCAGCCAAUUGAUUAGUACUCGAUUUACGGGUGCCACGGGUCGUGCUUAUCUAUUUAAACGAGUGGUUAACCUAACCUUUAGCAAUGUGCAGGAGCGAGUGAUGCUCACGGGACGGCAUAUGGUACGGGAUGUCAUGUGCAAGAGUUGUGAUGCCAAGCUAGGUUGGAUGUAUGAAUACGCCACCGAGGAUGCACAAAAGUACAAGGAAGGCCGUGUUAUUUUAGAAUACGCACUAAUAAACGAAACAGAAGGUUUCCAGGGGGAAAGUGCUACAAUUCAUUAGAGAAACAUUAAUUAUAGUAAAUUUUCAUUUAUCAUAACACGGGAGCCAGCAUUGCAUCAGCUAAUUGCUAAAUUGGCUAACCUAAUACAAUUAUUCUCAUACUUAGUACUUAGUCUUUUUUCGCUAGUAUUCAACAGUUACCAAAAGUCGCAUUUGCAUUAAGUUAGUAAUCUAAUCGUCACUUGGCUACACUACGUUAAAAUCUCAACAACUAUAUUUUAUUUUAAGUGCGAAACUAAUAUCCAAAAGGCUUUCCAUAGUCUGUUAAUGGAAUGUGUAACUGAUAGUAAAAUCGUACAUUUUUUGUCUUCGUUCUAACACUAUCAUAAUUUGUAAGAUAUCUUUAACUAUCGAUAUAUAUACAUAUGCAUGUACUAUGUAUUAUCUAAGUUUUUGAAUAGUAAUUUAUAUCGUUUAAAAUAUACGAAAAUAUCAAAAUAAAAAUGCCAAAUAAGCUGCAUAAAGGCAUGCGCCCGCUUAUCAGGGCAAUGAACUCUGGCAUCCAUCGCCACAAGCAAAACAA
Molecule: messenger RNA, 1190 nt
Organism: Anastrepha ludens (Mexican fruit fly)
Lineage: Eukaryota; Metazoa; Arthropoda; Insecta; Diptera; Tephritidae
Gene: Yippee
Product: protein yippee
Exons: 4
Coding region: 305-667 (120 amino acids)
Source: RefSeq, a predicted model, not a curated record